Schistosoma guineensis is the source of this 576-nucleotide messenger RNA. Lineage: Eukaryota; Metazoa; Platyhelminthes; Trematoda; Strigeidida; Schistosomatidae. The record is from the annotation of a GenBank genome assembly.
AUGAACUCUUGUUGGGGUUUAUUUGGUUCGGCAUUACGCAUCUCAUUAUAUAAGAGACCUAGUGGAUUAUUAAAAGGCUUUUCGUACGUUGAUAGGGCAUCAACUCAAAAGCUUCUUCCAAUUCAUUUAAUAAAUCUUCAGAAACACACUGGAUGUCGUCAUGUUGGACAAGAUUCUGAUACUUCAGAUGAUGAGUUAGCUGAUGAAGAUGAGGAUGAUGAUGAUAAUGCCGAUGAAUUAGAUCCAUAUUAUUCAGAAGAUAUGGCGUUCAGUCCACAUUUUCGACAAAUCUCAUCAUACGUCAAAUCCUUACGUUUUGAUAAAAUUAUUCGUGUGGGUUUAGGUAUCACUAGAAGUGCUGCUGACAAUGCCUUUUUUUCUAACCGAUGUAGGUUAAAUGGAGGAAAACUGCUUAAGAUGGGUACUACAGUUUAUGUAGGUGAUAAACUUGAUAUAGUGAUCGACGAUACAGAAGAACCUCUUGGUAAAAGAGUGCGAGUUCUUGAUAUAAAACAAUCAAAACACAAUAAUUACAAGAUUAGUUUACGUUGUUGGAGAAAUAAUGUCAAAUUGUAA